Messenger RNA from Corvus hawaiiensis (hawaiian crow), 2871 nucleotides. RefSeq names its product N-alpha-acetyltransferase 60, NatF catalytic subunit (gene NAA60). Bases 153 to 881 code for a protein of 242 amino acids. The transcript has 7 exons. Gene Ontology annotation, biological process: N-terminal peptidyl-methionine acetylation. NCBI's taxonomy places the organism in Eukaryota, Metazoa, Chordata, Aves, Passeriformes, Corvidae. The record is from RefSeq and is a predicted model, not a curated record. Gene Ontology annotation, cellular component: Golgi membrane. Gene Ontology annotation, molecular function: histone acetyltransferase activity; protein-N-terminal amino-acid acetyltransferase activity.
CACGUGCCCCGCUGCCAGCCAAUGGGAGGGCGCGUUACUGCGCGGUGCCCCGGUUGAGGAAGUGCCGCCGGUGUCCGUGUCCAGCGCUCCUUCGUCCGGUUCCGCCUCCCGGGAUGUGCUGAGGGCGCGUCCGCCGCCCCUUCCAGGCGUGAAUGACAGAGGAGGUGCCCCCGACUGCACUGACGGAUGUGAACCUGCGCCUGCUCUGCCACGAUGACAUAGACACAGUGAAACAGCUCUGUGGAGACUGGUUCCCAAUAGAAUACCCUGACUCAUGGUACCGAGAUAUCACUUCCAACAAGAAGUUCUUUUCCCUCGCAGCCACAUACAGAGGCUCCAUUGUGGGGAUGAUAGUGGCAGAGAUCAAGAGCAGGACAAAGGUGCACAAAGAGGAUGGAGAUAUCCUAGCUUCCAAUUUUCCUGUGGACACUCAAGUUGCUUACAUCCUAAGUCUUGGAGUGGUGAAGGAGUUCAGAAAACAUGGAAUAGGUUCCCUCUUGCUUGAGAGUCUGAAAGAUCACAUCUCCACCACUGCCCAGGACCACUGCAAAGCCAUCUACCUGCAUGUGCUCACCACCAACAACACAGCAAUAAACUUCUAUGAAAACAGAGACUUUAAACAGCACCACUAUCUCCCCUAUUACUAUUCCAUCCGAGGCGUCCUCAAAGAUGGCUUCACCUACGUCCUGUACAUCAAUGGUGGCCACCCACCCUGGACAAUCUUUGACUACCUACAGCACAUUGGCUCCACACUAGCCAGCCUGAGCCCGUGCUCCAUUCCCCAGAGGAUAUACAGACAAGCCCAGAGCCUCCUCUGCAGCCUCCUGCCCUGGUCUGGCAUUUCUGCCAAGAGCGGCAUCGAGUACAGCCGGACGAUGUGACUGAGCGAGGGUGCACAGGAAGCACAGGAUUGUUCCUCCUUCCUUGUGACACCCGGCUCUGCGCUGGUUCCAGUGAUGACAGCUCUUGGCCAGUGACCCAGCCCCUGGAUGGGACUCCUUGUUCCACAGGGACUGACCUUUGGUAGAACUUCACCCUGGGGCUGCAGCCCCGGCUCCCCAUGUGGGCUGGUGGGCCUGGCUGUGCCACAGCCACGGGCCCUUGGUGUCACCACUCCGUGUGCAUGUUGCACUGUCCCCGCCACUUGCCUCCGGUUUGCUCAUCCCCAUCCAUACCCAGAAUGUUGAGGGGUUCAGCUGCUGCUCCCACUCCAUCCACAGCUGCUGAGAGCAGCUGAGGGAGGUUCAUGGAGCUGCACUGAGGAACCACUUAAAUGAGCUGGGAGAGCCCCGGCUGGCAGGGCAGAGUCUGCCCUUGUUGCUGGGGAAGGGGGGAGCUGGGUGAGGGAAAAGGGGGGAAUGGGAAUCAUGUUUAGGUCCUGCCAUAUCAGCUGCUGGUGCGUCCUGUGGGUAACUUCCAGGGAGAGCAACUGCCUCGCAUGAGAAACUACCCAGCCCCACCAGCCCUCUGGAAUGAUGUAAAAAGCAGCAUAUAAUUCAGGAUGCAUAAAGUAGAAGGCAGGGAAUGAAAUUGCUAUUUCAUAGUGAAAUAUAUAUGUAUUAUACUGUAUAGAUCUUUCUGCCUUUGUCCAAGUUGGAAUGUAGCAGGGGAGGGGAGCUGGGAGUGUAAGAGUCUGGUCCAGAGCCCUUCUCCCCUUCCUUGGCACCAGGCUGGAUGUCGCAGGACCUUGAGGGAUGGGAUGUGUACAAGCAUAACAGCUUUCCCUUACUGAGGAAGAUCCUCAGCUGCUCAGCAUUGUGCUUUGGGCUGUGGUCUGGGCAGUCUCUCAGUGGCUGCCCAAUGUGUCCUGGCUGCAGGACCCUCUGGCUGGACUGAGUAGCUCAUGUCCAGCCUGUGUGGAAGCCCCAGAGCUGCAGCCAGGCCAGGGGCCCUGCUAUAUUCCUAUGGUAAAUCCCCCUUCCCUGGCCAAGGCUCUUCCAUGCUCAGCACCAGAGGGAUCCCUGCCAGAGCAGGCGCAGGCCCCGGAUGGGCUGGCACUGCCAGUGCUGGCAAGGGGUGGGCAGGACCUGGGGGUGCCACACGGCUCAGGCUGGGCCUUAGAAGAGCCAACAAGCACAUUCUGACCUUGCAGCCUGGAUGGCCAGAGAAAGCCCUGUUUGUAUCUAAGCCCCUGGGUGGGAGCUCAGUAAUAAAAGGACACAGGAGAUGAGCUGCUGUGACUAGUGCCAGCCUGGAGAGCAGGAGGCCUCAGGGGCUGGCACGUUUGGUGUCUGGGAGCAUCACCAGGGUGUUCUGGGAGGUGCUGGUCCUUCUGUGGCUCAAAGACAAGGUAAAGAGGUGUUUAUGAGGAGUCAAAAAGGGCACUGAUGGAAAGCCCAGCCUUUGAAACUUUCAAGCCCCAAAAUGCCAGGGCUGCCUUCGGAGUGAGGGCAUCUCUUCCAUCCCAUAUGAUGUCUCUGGCUCCCCUCUCGUUCAGCAGUGCCAGUGGCACUGGGCAGGCAGCUCCUCCCCCAGCCCCAAUGCUUCCCCAUGGCCCCUGACACCCUUCUAGCCUCAGUUGUUACAUUUUAGUUUGGGGUAUUUUUGCUUAUCCACUUUUUACUUAACACAUCUGUUGGUAUAGAGUUUCUUUAGCAGGCCAAGCCUGUGGUUUUUCUCAGCACUUGCUUUCUCUGGACCAGAAAGAAGUUCUCUCCUGAUUGCCUGGAACUGAUGUGUAUGUGUGUCCCCACUUUCUCUCCUGUCUGUUGUACAACCCAGCUCCGCUACUGGAGCACAUCCCAAGGGAGCUGUGGCUGGUCUGUGUGCCCUCCUACCACCCUGCCCUGAGGUGUCAUCCCCACCGUAGCCCAUUAUUUAUUGAAGAACCUCUUGCUGAACAUCUUCGAUUAAACCAAACCUCUUUUUUGA